AUGUGCUCGUCCAAUGGCUAUUCCUAGAUUAGCUAGACCAUCUGGUACUCAACUUGUUGGUAGAUUUUAUUCAACCUUCAAUCCUAAAGAUCAACCAAGAGUUAGAAUUGGUUCUACUGCUCCUAACUUCACUGUUGAUACUACCGAAGGGGAAAUUGAUUUCCAUAAAUACAUUGGUGAUCAAUGGGUUGUUUUAUUUUCUCACCCAGCUGAUUUUACCCCGGUUUGCACUACUGAAUUAGGUGCUUUUGCUAAAUUGAAACCAGAAUUCGAUCAAAGAAACGUUAAAUUGAUUGGUUUAUCUACCGAAGGUGUUGAAAGUCAUAAAGCUUGGAUUAAGGAUAUGGAAGAUGUUACCACUGGAGGGGCUAAAUUUUCUUAUCCAAUCAUUGCUGAUUCCGAUAAAAAAGUUGCUUUCUUAUAUGACAUGUUAUCUGAGGAAGAUUUCAACAAAAUUGGUGGUGGAAUGGUUCCAACUGUCAGAUCGGUCUUUGUUAUUGAUCCAUCCAAGAAGGUUAGAUUGAUUAUGACUUACCCAGCUUCUACUGGUAGAAAUUCUGCUGAAGUUUUAAGAGUUGUUGACGCUUUACAAUUAGCUGACAGCAAAGGUAUUGCAACCCCAAUUGAUUGGUCUUCUGGCGAAGAUGUCAUUAUUCCACCAUCUAUCAGUGACGAUGCUGCCAAAGCUAAAUUUGGUGAAUUCAAAACUUUGAAAUCGUAUUUGAGAACUACUAAAAGUCCAAUUGAAUAAGUAUAUUAAGUAAAGACUUGAAAUCUUGAAAAUUUAUAUUUUGAAUAUAUACAUGUAG
Molecule: messenger RNA, 809 nt
Organism: Hyphopichia burtonii NRRL Y-1933
Lineage: Eukaryota; Fungi; Ascomycota; Pichiomycetes; Serinales; Debaryomycetaceae
Product: peroxiredoxin
Exons: 1
Coding region: 14-751 (245 amino acids)
Biological process (GO): cellular oxidant detoxification; cellular response to oxidative stress; cell redox homeostasis
Cellular component (GO): mitochondrion; cytosol
Molecular function (GO): thioredoxin peroxidase activity
Source: RefSeq, a predicted model, not a curated record